Molecule: messenger RNA, 2146 nt
Organism: Diospyros lotus (date-plum)
Lineage: Eukaryota; Viridiplantae; Streptophyta; Magnoliopsida; Ericales; Ebenaceae
Product: heat stress transcription factor A-3-like
Exons: 2
Coding region: 215-2038 (607 amino acids)
Biological process (GO): regulation of transcription by RNA polymerase II
Cellular component (GO): nucleus
Molecular function (GO): DNA-binding transcription factor activity; RNA polymerase II cis-regulatory region sequence-specific DNA binding
Source: RefSeq, a predicted model, not a curated record
AUGGUAAGAAGCAAGCAGAGAGGCCCAAAAUAUCUUUCAUGGGCAUGUCGGCCCAAGCUGAUGGCUCUGGAGCAGUAACAGUAACAGUACCAGUACCAGUGGUAAAGUAAACUACCUGGAUAUUACCUAACUCCAAAGGUCGGUUGCUCCCGCGUCCGUGAACAGCUCCCGACGGAGACAAGCCUUCCACCGCCUUUCAAGAUUUUUAUCAAACAUGUUGUCGGCAAAACCUAUAAAACCCCCACUCCCGCCCCUCCCACUGACCAUUUCUCCCAUUCUGUCUCAACUUCGCCCCCUGAUUCUUCUUCCUCCGACUUCGAAUUUCCAUUCCGAGGAAGCCCAAUUGGAUUUUCGCCUUGCGAUCAUGAAUCCCGAUGACGAGUCCUUGUUUUCUUCGUCUCGCCUACCUGGGUCUGAGCCGGAUGCUCCGAUUGUACCGCCUACGACUUCUUCUUCUUCUUCUUCUUCGGCUCUGUUGGAACCUGGGUUUUCAAUGCCGUCAUCGCCUUCAUUCCUUACUGAACCAUUCCCUCUACCUAUGAGCUUUGCCGGGCCGUUGUCUUCCUCCCCACCUUUCAUUCCUUUCUGGGAUUUUGAAUCGUACCAAGAUAAUGCUGAUGUUGAAAGGCUUGUAAUUGGACUUGGGAUAACCACUGGCACUGGGUUGGAUACGGCGGCUAGUGGCGGUGGUGAGGCGGAGAAUUUUGGUGUUCCACAGCCACUUGAAUGUCUGCAGGCCACCCCAAUCCCACCAUUCCUGUCCAAAACCUUUGAUCUCGUUGACGACCCGGCACUGCACCCGAUUAUAUCUUGGGGGAAUACAGGUGAGAGCUUCGUGGUUUGGGACCCGGUGGAGUUUGCCCGGCUCAUCCUUCCUCGUACUUUCAAGCACAACAAUUUCUCAAGUUUUGUUCGGCAACUAAAUACAUAUGGAUUCCGCAAGAUUGAUGCUGAUAAGUGGGAGUUCGCAAAUGACGAUUUCUUGCGAGGAAAGAGGCAUCAGUUAAAGAACAUACAGAGGCGCAAGUCACCUCAAGCCCAGCACGCCGGGAGUCACUCAGGGUCUUCUACCGAGUCAGGACAAGAAGGAUUGAAAGUUGAGCUAGAGAGAUUAAGGAAAGAGAAGAGUUUGAUGAUAGAGGAAGUUGUUGAAUUGCAGCAGCAGCAUCGUGGCACAGUCCAACAUGUGGAAGCAGUGAACGAAAAGCUCCAAGCAGCAGAGCAGAGGCAGAAGCAGAUGGUUUCUUUCUUGGCAAAGCUAUUUCAGAACCCAGAAUUCAUAUCCCGCCUUCAGCGAAAGAAGGAGCAGAGGGCUAUAGAUUCUUCUAGGAUAAUGAGGAAGUUCAUAAAACAUCAGCAGCAUGAGACGAAAGGCCACAUUGUGAAAUACAGGCCGGAACUGGCCAACCACACAAUAACUCCCGACUUAAGUGCUGCUGCUUCUGAAGAAAUUCCUGAUUUCAUCUUACAAGAUACAGAAGGAAAUCUGGGUUCAGGUACAGAAAGAAUGCCAUUUCAAGAUGAGAAUAUUGCGUCGAAAGAAUUGCCUGUAGGACAAGAUCUUCUGAAGGCGAAAGAAAAGUUUUCAGAGGGGGUCUCCGCCCGGGGAACUAAAGACCUCAAAGGCAAGGAUCUGGCGAGCCCCCUAGCAGAUGUCUCUCCUGACUAUUUUGUGUCCUUCCCAGAAGACUUGGAAAAAGAGAAGAACUUUCCAGAACUCUUGUCCCCUGGAAUUGAAAGUAUAGUCAAGCAAGAGGACAUGUGGAACAUUGUUUUUGAAUCAGAUGCCGGUAUGUCUAGUUCUAGCAAUGAGUUAUGGGGAAAUCUUAGCAACUAUGAUGUGCCGGAAUUGGGCGUCACAAGCGGUCUAUCAGAUAUUUGGAAUUUAGGUUCCCUGCCUGCAGCUGGAAGCUCAGGAGUUGAGGAAAGGCCGGGCGAUGAACCUCCAUUUGAUGAGCUUGAUAGCCAAGCUGGCCAGCCUAAAAACCCUACUUGUAACAAAACGGAUCCAUUCCAUGAGGCUUCCUCAUCCUCUUAGGCACUGGCUGCCUUCUUGGAUGAUCCUAUUUAUUAUUCCAGCUAAUAGUUUAUAACGUUAAACAUUCCAUUUUUAUGUAUAUUCAGUUGAUUAUCAUUCAUCUAUUAA